Molecule: messenger RNA, 2378 nt
Organism: Aphidius gifuensis
Lineage: Eukaryota; Metazoa; Arthropoda; Insecta; Hymenoptera; Braconidae
Gene: ida
Product: anaphase-promoting complex subunit 5-like
Exons: 4
Coding region: 154-2355 (733 amino acids)
Biological process (GO): positive regulation of mitotic metaphase/anaphase transition; anaphase-promoting complex-dependent catabolic process; protein K11-linked ubiquitination
Cellular component (GO): anaphase-promoting complex
Source: RefSeq, a predicted model, not a curated record
UAACCUUACUUUUUUAAUUCAAGUUCCAUCUAGCGGAUCUAGCGACCAUUUAAAAAAAAUAAACAACAACAACAACAAUAAACAAUAUAAUAAUGUCAAUUGACAGUUAAAUUAUUUUUUAAAAAACAAUAAAUAUAAAUAAAUAUAUUAAAAAUGUUUAAAGACUUGUCAAACAGUGAUGAACAUUCAAAUAAAUCUCAACAUGAAAUCAUAACACCUUACAAAGUUGGUGUACUUUUAUUAAUCAAAGAAUAUUGUCUCAACAUACCAAAAGCAAUUAAUGAAAGACGUGAUUUUUGUAUUGUUGCUUUGAAAAUAAUUCAAGCACCAGAUAUGGACAUUAGUUCAUUAUUGACAAUGUUAAAUAAUCCAGACUACGUACUCCAAAGAUUUUCAAGAAAUUUAGAAAUUGAAUGUAAUCAUCUUCUUAAAACUGGUAUUGAGGGUCUUCUUGAACUAUUUGAUGCUUUAACACGUUUAAUAAAACCAUCACAAGAACAUCCACUUAGUUCAUCACAUUCAUUAUGUCGUAGUUCAGUACUUGGUUUAUAUGUACGUCGUUUAAUUGUAUUUUUUGAACAAUUAUCAUUUUCUGAAGUUGCACAAUUAUAUGAUGCAUUUGUUAAAAAUUAUAAAAAACAAACCAAUAAUAAUGACUUAAAUACAACAACAACAAGAUUAUCAAAAUCAUUAUAUAAUAAUAAUAAAUUUCAACAAACAAAUGUAUGGGAUGCAAGACAAGCUGAGUUACUUGUUGCACAACAAGCACAUGCAUUACAAACAGAUGAACAUAAAGCAAUGCCACCAGGUGAAUUACAAAAAUUAGUACGUGAAUUAUUACGUUCAAAUCCUCAUUAUGCUGAAGCACAUUAUUUAAGUUAUUUAAAUUGUUUACGUGUUAAUGAAUAUUGUGGUGCAAUUGAUAGUUUAUAUCAUUGUUUUGAUAGAUUAGCACCACUUGAUAAUCGUACACAUAUUGAUGAUAGAACAAAAACAUUUCGUUAUGCUGCAUUAAAUUUAGCAUCAUUACAUGGACAAUUUAAUAAUAAUGAUGUUGCUAAAAAUGCAUUAAAAGAAGCAAUUAUGAUGGCACAAGAAGCUGGUGAUAAUAUAUGUUUACAAUUAGCAAAUGCAUGGAUGUAUCAUUUAAGUGAUGAUAAUAAAGGACAAUUAAUUGAACGUUCAGUUGGAAAAGCAAACUCAUUGGGUAUAACACAUACAACAAGUUUAAGUUUAAUAUCAUCAGCACAUGAUUAUUCAAUGAAAGGUAAAAAUCCAGUAUAUAUAUUUCAAAUGCUUGUUAAAUCAGAUGUAUUAAAUUGUCAACAUUCAAUGAUGGAUUUAAUGUCAAUGAGUUAUAUGGAAAAAUCAGCAUUAUGGUCAUAUUAUGGUAAAUUUGAAAUGUCAAUAUUAAAUUCACAAUUAUUAUUAUUACAUAAUUGUGGUGAUAAAAAACAAUAUAUGUUUAAUGGUACAUCAACAUGUCAAGCUGUUGUUAAUCUUGCUAAUGCAUUUGUUCAACUUGGUGAAUAUAAAAUUGUUGAUGUUAUAUUUAAUCAUGCUAAAAAUAGAUUUCCAAAUGAACCAAGUAAUAAGAUAUGGAUGUUACAUAAACAAUUAUAUGAAUUUACUAAAAUGAUGAGACAUGAUCGUUUAAUUGAUGCUGAAUUUAUUGCAAAUCAAAUAUCAAGUCUUGAUCCACUUGAAAGUAAAUUUUGUCUUGCUGAAGUAUCACUUGCAAAAGGUGAUUAUCCAAAUGGAUUAAAUUAUAUUGAUGAUAUUGAAUUGUUUAAAAAUUUAAAUCCACAAAAUCGUGUACGUGCUAUGAUAUUAUCAAGUCAAAUGAUUAGUUCAUCAGUACAACCAGGUGAUGGUACAUCUGGUACAAAAUCAAUAGUAUUAUUAAAUCAUGCACUUGAAAUAUGUACGAAAAAUUAUUUAUCAUAUUAUGAGGCUAUUGUUAAAAUGCAUUUAGCAAAUAUACAAUUAACAAUUGGCAUGCCAAAUCAAGCAUUAAAUGUCAUUGAUGAUGCUAUUAUUAAUAUUUUAUCACAUGGUGGAUGGUUUGAUCAAGCAAGAGCAUUUGUAUUAUAUGCUAAAUGUCUUAUUGCAACAGCACCAAAAUUUGGUAAUAAACGAAAGCUAGUUAUUCAAAAUUCAAUUAAAUAUCUUGUAAAAGCACAAAUUAAUUAUCAUAAAGUUGAAGCAUUUGGUAGAUUAAAAAAUACACUUUAUCUUUUAUCAAUGUUUUAUAAUGAAAUUGACUUUAAAAAUGAAAGAAAUCAAGUUGCUUUUGAAUAUAGACAACUUGAUCAACAAUAUCCAACUAAAACAAAUGCAAUUAUGUUGUAUUAAAAUUAUUAUUUAUUUAUUAUAUA